AUGCCGCUGGAUGCCGCUGCCAUCAUGUCAACAGCUUUGGAAGGUAUAUUAUACAUUCUCAUGUUUAUGGGUAGCAUCUGGGCACUCACCUACAAAAAAACACACGAGGGACGUCAAUCGGCAGUCGCUGCCGUUGUCAUCUUACCGGUUUCACUGAGUAGCACGGUUAUAUUUUUGCGUCAGAAUCAGUCCUUUGGGGUCGUAGACCCUAUGUUGGACAUGUCUCGUCAUAUGCUUUUCCCUCGCGGCCCAGCGGCAUUCUCUGCAGACGUCAAACAAAAAAUGUUCAUGGCCAGGAAUGUGGCGAAUAUCACGCAAACUAUGCUUGCCGACUGGGUAGUGGUUUGGUUGCCAUUAUACUCAGAAAAAACCUCCCAUCGACGCGCUCACACACGACUAGAUGCUGUCGAAAUGAGCUACAGUGGAUUGGCGUUCCAGCGUCGCAAAGACCGUAAAAUAUGA
Messenger RNA from Suillus discolor, 462 nucleotides. RefSeq lists its product as uncharacterized. The transcript is spliced from 5 exons. Bases 1 to 462 code for a protein of 153 amino acids. NCBI's taxonomy places the organism in Eukaryota, Fungi, Basidiomycota, Agaricomycetes, Boletales, Suillaceae. The record is from RefSeq and is a predicted model, not a curated record.